AUGAGGCCGCAGUACAAUACAUGGAGUGCUAGCAAUAUAACGACAAUGAAGGUCAUCGGACCAAUUGAGACUGAUAGUUUCCCCAAUGCAAAAUUCCAAGUUGUCAAAGGUUCUACGAGUCAAGUUCACGAAUUCACUCUUGCAGACCUACUGUGUAUCAAUCCAUAUGAUUGGAUCAUGCUCUACAACUUGUUGCUGAGAGACAAGAAAAAGUACGAGCAUGUUAUCGCUCACCUCAAGUUCAUGAUUAUUUUGUAUAUUCAAGAGGUUGGAAAUAUGGAUGUGGAGAUAGCUGUCGUGUUGCAAAGGAAGCCUUCUGAUGUCCCUAAAGAAGCUCCGGAAGGGUUUGAGAAGUUAAAGCUAGGAAAAAUUUACAAAGAAAGCUGGUAUGUGGUAUUUCAAGUAAGCGAACAAAACGAUGUUGAUUUUCAUAAAGCAUGUUUCUUCCUCCCUGACAAACAUAUCUAUACUACUUAUUGUCUUGAGUUUAUUUUGGACCUCGUCAACAAAUUCAAGGGCAAUAGUGUGGGUGAAAAAAAUGCUUAUCGGACAUGA
Molecule: messenger RNA, 555 nt
Organism: Lactuca saligna
Lineage: Eukaryota; Viridiplantae; Streptophyta; Magnoliopsida; Asterales; Asteraceae
Source: the annotation of a GenBank genome assembly